UUGGACGACCUCUUUCGCCUCAACCCCGCCGACCGCGCGACGACCGCCGCCAGUAUCUUUCAUACGCAGUGGGCGCGCGAGAAGUCAUCGUCGCCGUCGCCUAAACUUUAUCGCGCCUUUGCCCGCGGCUACGCGCGGCCAAUCGUUCUUGCGGGUGUCCUCAAGGUCGUCCAUCUCGCGCUCCAGUUCACCGGGCCCCUCUUGCUCAAGCACCUCGUCGCGUACCUCGGUGCGUCCUCAAAACCGCUCUCGAUUGGUGUGUCGUACACGCUCGCCGUGGUUACGUCGGGCAUUUUGCAAUCGCUGACACUUCGGCACUACUAUUUUGUGUGCUACAAGGUCGGGCUGCGGCUCCGGUCGGCCGUCGUCAUGGCGGUCUACGACAAGACGCUGCGCCUCGUGUCGACUGCUUCGGCGGGGGAUGUGGCGACGCUCAUCAGCGUGGAUGCGGCUCGACUUCAAUGGCUCGUCAACGCGGCGCACAGUCUCUGGUACACACCGCUGCAGAUCGCCGUCACGUGCGUCUUCAUGUACAACGAGCUCGGCGUCGCGUUCUUUGGCGGCGUUGGCGUUCUCUGCCUGCUCAUUCCGGCGAUGUCGAUGCUGACAACGAUCACGCGGACGUGCCAAGGCCCGCUCAUGACGUUCAAGGACACGCGCUUGCGAGCAGUCGCUGAAGUCCUAAGCGGCAUCAAGGGACUCAAACUCGAGGCGUGGGAGCCGUCGUUUAUGAGCACGCUACUCCAACACCGCGAACGAGAGCUCGCACAGCUGCAACGGUAUGCGACGACCAAGGCUAUUGGCGCUACGAUCUUCAACGCCGUGCCAUCGGCUGUCACGAUCGCGGCGUUUGGUUUGUACGUGUACCUCGGCCACUCGCUAGACCUCGGGACGGCGCUGACGAGCAUCGCGCUGUUUGAAACCAUUCGGAGCCCGCUUCUCAACUUGCCGUCGGCCAUGACAGCGCUCGUCGAGGCCCAAGUGAGCUUUGACCGGCUGCAAGCUUUCUUCGAUCGCGACGAGUACGUGCCCGUGACGCCCGGUCCGCUGACGUCGCCCGGUAUCGUCUUCCAAUCGGCGACGUUUUGCUACGGAGAGACUC
Saprolegnia diclina VS20 is the source of this 1102-nucleotide messenger RNA. RefSeq lists its product as hypothetical. The record is from RefSeq and is a predicted model, not a curated record. Gene Ontology annotation, cellular component: membrane. The annotation marks the transcript as partial. Gene Ontology annotation, molecular function: ATP binding; ABC-type transporter activity. The transcript has a single exon. Gene Ontology annotation, biological process: transmembrane transport. NCBI's taxonomy places the organism in Eukaryota, Oomycota, Saprolegniomycetes, Saprolegniales, Saprolegniaceae.